Penaeus vannamei (Pacific white shrimp) is the source of this 700-nucleotide messenger RNA. Lineage: Eukaryota; Metazoa; Arthropoda; Malacostraca; Decapoda; Penaeidae. The record is from RefSeq and is a predicted model, not a curated record.
ACGAUAUACUUGUCUGCCUCACAAAGAAAACGUUACUAACAAAUUCUAGCCGCAACUCUAUCAGACAGUGACAUUGCAAUCACAAAACUGAUAUCUACGCAUGAUAAAAGACACGAGUCGAGUCUCCGUCAACUGAAAAGGAACGUAAAGUGAUUCCGUAAUGGCUGGUUCAGGGAGGUACAUGCUGAGGUCUCUGGCUUCUUCGUCGGGGACCAAAAUGAACCCGAGUCACAGAAUGCUUUCGUCUGAGGUUCAGGGGCUGAGUGUGGUUCACGAUGAGAAGAAUAUGGAGUUCUUUAUCAAGCUUGGAGGAGAUAAAGCUUUCCUUCAGUAUGAUGUUCUAGAUCCAGCUACAGGAGCAGUUGAUCUGCAACAUACUGUAGUUCCGGAGGUGUUUCGAGGACAGGGAAUAGCUAAAGUUCUUGCAAAGACUGUGAUGGACCACUUUGCUACAAAAGACAAACACAUGAAACUUACAUGUUGGUAUCUACAAAAGUUUUAUAAAGAAAAUCCACUUCCAGAGUACAAUGGAAAGGUAAUUGAUUAACUACAGGAAAUUAACAAGAGGAAACAGACUUUAUUUUUCCAGGCCGACAUAGAUAUUUUUGUAUUGAAGUUAAUUUUCUGAAACAACUUAGUAACUUCUGAUUCUCCUUGUUGCUAAAAGAUGAAUUUGAUAAAUAAAGUUCUGCAUUAACCA